Molecule: messenger RNA, 1140 nt
Organism: Aspergillus costaricaensis CBS 115574
Lineage: Eukaryota; Fungi; Ascomycota; Eurotiomycetes; Eurotiales; Aspergillaceae
Product: peroxidase
Exons: 2
Coding region: 118-1059 (313 amino acids)
Biological process (GO): hydrogen peroxide catabolic process; cellular response to oxidative stress; response to reactive oxygen species
Molecular function (GO): peroxidase activity; heme binding
Source: RefSeq, a predicted model, not a curated record
AGUCACCGUGUUCCUGUGCUGCAACCCUCCCGGAAAUUCCAGCAUCGCGUGAACAAUUUUCACAUCCCCUAAUCCCGACCCACCGCACUACCCCGGACGACCGAUCUAUCGGCCGAGAUGAGCAGCCCGGGCGAUUACAACGCCGUCCGCAAGGACAUUGUCGCACAGCUGAAGAAGCCAGACUAUGAUGACGGAAGCGCAGGCCCAGUAUUUGUCCGACUGGCAUGGCACUCCGCGGGUACCUACGACGCCGAAACCGACACGGGCGGCAGCAACGGUGCGGGCAUGCGAUAUGAAGCAGAGGGGGGCGAUCCGUCAAACGCAGGCCUUCAAUACGGUCGGGCAUUUUUAGAACCUGUAAAGGAGAAGCAUCCUUGGAUUACAUACUCCGAUUUGUGGACGUUAGCAGGCGUGGUGGCGAUCAAGGAGAUGGGCGGGCCGGAAGUCGAGUGGAAGCCAGGUCGGACGGACCUGGUCGACGACUCCAAGGUACCACCUCGUGGCCGUCUACCUGACGGUGCUCAGGGUGCAGACCAUCUCCGCUUUAUCUUCAACCGGAUGGGCUUCAACGACCAGGAGAUUGUGGCGUUGGCAGGAGGACACAAUCUGGGUCGGUGCCAUACCGAUCGCAGUGGGUUCGAAGGUCCCUGGGUGAACAACCCAACACGAUUCUCCAAUCAAUUCUUUAAGCUGCUAUUAAAGUUGGAGUGGACGCCUCGGAAGUUGGCGAACGGCAUGAGCCAGUUCGUAUAUGAGGAUCCGGAUGCGGAGGAGGGAGACGAGUUGUUAAUGAUGCUGCCCACCGAUAUUGCACUCAAGACGGACCCAUCCUUCCGACAGUGGGUGGAGAAGUAUGCAGAGGACAAGGACCUGUUCUUUGACCACUUUGCGAAGGUGUUCGCGAAGUUGGUCGAGCUGGGUAUUCGACGAGACGAGAAGGGUGCUGUUCUCAACACCGACAAUGUCAAGGGAGGUUAUAUCUCUGCUCCCAAGAAGAGUAACACGCCGACAGGACCACCGAAGAAGCCGAAGGCCGAACCUGUGCGGGCCAGGCUGUAAAUACGCGAUGGAUAUUUGGGAGGAUCAUUGAUUUGAUAUACCAUAGAAGGAUUUAGAGGAUUGGAUAGAGACCGAAGCGUG